This is a messenger RNA of Boleophthalmus pectinirostris (great blue-spotted mudskipper), 7338 nucleotides long. It is a transcript of the gene pfkpa, whose product is annotated as phosphofructokinase, platelet a. The transcript is spliced from 23 exons. Bases 143 to 2665 code for a protein of 840 amino acids. Gene Ontology annotation, cellular component: cytoplasm; 6-phosphofructokinase complex; membrane. Gene Ontology annotation, biological process: fructose 1,6-bisphosphate metabolic process; canonical glycolysis; fructose 6-phosphate metabolic process. Gene Ontology annotation, molecular function: ATP binding; identical protein binding; AMP binding. Lineage: Eukaryota; Metazoa; Chordata; Actinopteri; Gobiiformes; Gobiidae. The record is from RefSeq and is a predicted model, not a curated record.
UGAGAGGUACAGACGCGGAACAGGGAGAAGGAGAGCAUAGCGGGCAUUCAGAGGAAGCCCGUGUGUCCUUCACAAGUUACUCGCACAAUUUUCUACCUUUCGGAGCUUGCUGUCGUCUAUCCUCGAAGAAUCACACGCAAAAAUGGCACAACCGGACCACGCUAAGAAGAUAUUUUUUGAGAACCUGUCCGGAGCGGGGAAAGCCAUCGCUGUAUUGACGAGCGGCGGUGAUGCGCAAGGGAUGAACGCUGCCGUGAGAGCCGUGGUUCGGAUGGGUUUAUAUGUGGGAGCCAAAGUUUAUUUUAUUCAUGAGGGUUAUCAGGGCAUGGUGGACGGAGGGGACAACAUAAAAGAGGCCACAUGGGAGAGUGUCUCCAGCAUGCUGCAAGUCGGGGGCACUGUUAUCGGUAGCGCUCGGUGCAAAGAGUUCCGAACACACGAGGGACGCCUGAAGGCAGCGCACAACCUGGUCCAGCGCGGCAUCACAAACCUGUGCGUAAUCGGAGGAGACGGGAGCUUGACCGGCGCGAACCUUUUCCGAGAAGAGUGGAGCGGACUUCUGACGGAGCUGGUGGAGCAGGGUGUUAUUGAAGAAGAGUCUAUUCAGAAAUACUCGGCUCUGCACAUCGUGGGGAUGGUCGGCUCCAUCGAUAACGACUUCUGUGGCACUGACAUGACCAUCGGCACCGACUCAGCCCUGCACCGGAUCAUCGAAGUGGUGGACGCCAUUAUGACAACAGCACAGAGCCACCAGAGGACUUUUGUAUUGGAGGUCAUGGGCAGACACUGUGGGUACUUGGCGCUGGUGAGUGCUCUGGCGUGUGGAGCAGACUGGGUGCUGAUUCCAGAGAUGCCUCCUGAAGACGGCUGGGAGGACAAGAUGUGUCAAAAACUGUCUGCGAACCGAGCAGGAAUGAAAAGACUCAAUAUCAUUAUAAUAGCCGAGGGUGCGAUUGACCAAAACAACAGACCCAUAACUACUGAUUAUGUGAAGGAUCUUGUCGUCAAGAACUUGGGUUUUGACACAAGAGUUACAAUCUUAGGUCACGUGCAAAGAGGAGGAACGCCGUCUGCUUUCGACCGAAUCCUGGCCAGUCGAAUGGGGGUGGAGGCGGUUCUUGCUCUGCUGGAGACCACAGCCAACACUCCGGCCUGUGUGGUGUCUCUGUCGGGGAACCAGUCUGUGCGCCUGCCUCUCAUGGAGUGUGUGCAGAUGACUCAAGCUGUGCAAAAGGCGAUGGACGAGAAACGCUUUGAGGACGCGGUGAAGCUUCGAGGCAGGAGUUUUGAGAACAACUUGAGGACGUACAAACUGCUGGCUCAUCGCAAACCCGAGUCGGAGCUGCCGGUGAGCAGCUUUAACGUGGCGGUGCUGAACGUGGGCGCUCCGGCGGCGGGCAUGAACGCGGCGGUGCGCUCUGCUGUCAGGGUGGGCAUCUCCGAGGGGCACAAGAUGUUCGCCGUCAACGAUGGAUUUGAAGGAUUCAGCAAGGGACAGAUUAAAGAGAUUAAAUGGUCAGAUGUUGGAGGCUGGACAGGUCAAGGUGGAUCAUUGUUGGGAACUAAAAGAACACUCCCAGCAAAACACGUUGAAAAAAUCGCAGAACAAAUGAGAAAGCACAGUAUCAGUGCGCUGCUAGUUAUCGGUGGAUUCGAGGCCUUGCUGUCGCUGCUGGAGUUACAAUCGGCGCGCGGCAGAUAUGAGGAAUUCUGUGUUCCUAUGGUCAUGGUCCCCGCCACUGUGUCCAACAAUGUGCCGGGGUCAGACCUCAGCAUUGGGGCAGACACGGCCCUGAACGCCAUCACGACUGCCCUAGAGAGUCUCCAUCAGCUGUACGAUGCCAGGGCGGCGUACGAGGAGUUUUGCGUGCCCAUGUGUAUGCUGCCCGCCACCAUAAGUAACAAUGUCCCGGGCACUGAUCUGAGCAUUGGGGCAGACACAGCUCUCAAUGCCAUCGUGGAGACCUGUGACCGUAUAAAACAGUCUGCGAGCGGGACCAAGCGCCGCGUGUUCAUCAUCGAGACCAUGGGCGGUUACUGCGGUUACCUGGCCAGUGUGGGGGGGCUGGCCUCUGGAGCAGACGCAGCCUACAUCUACGAAGAAGCAUUCGAUAUUAAAGAUCUACAGGCAAAUGUGGAGCACUUGACAGAGAAAAUGAAGACCACCAUUCAGAGAGGACUGGUUCUUAGGAACGAGAACUCCAACGAGAACUACACCACAGACUUCAUCUACCAGCUGUACAGUGAAGAGGGCAGAGGAGUGUUUGACUGUAGAAAGAACGUACUGGGACACAUGCAGCAGGGUGGCGCUCCGUCUCCUUUUGAUCGGAAUUUUGGCACAAAAAUCUCAGCAAAGGCCAUGCAGUGGAUCACUAACAAACUCCAGGAGACGUUCAGACAAGGUCGUAUCUUCGCUAACACGGAGGACUCCUGCUGUUUACUGGGCAUGCGCCGCCGGGCUCUGGUCUUCCAGCCCGUCGUGGACCUGAAGGACGAGACUGACUUUGUUCACCGUAUCCCUAAGGAGCAGUGGUGGUUGAAACUUCGCCCCCUGAUGAAGAUCCUGGCGAAGUACAAGACCAGCUACGACGUGUCCGACUCGGGGCAGCUGGAGCACGUGGGAGGAAACCGACCCAAAGAGCUGGACGCUUCCGUGGCGAUGUAGACCCCUCUAGAACAUACUCCAUGCAUAACUACUGCUGCGUACGGUGGCCUGUGAAGUCCAAUUAUUGUGUGUGUGCGUGUGCGUGCGUGAGUUAGCAGCUCCGUGAGGCGUCGGUCUUGUGAAACAGUUCUCUCCAUGUCUCAGACUCUUUAGCCUUCUGCCGUGAACCUGCAUUUUAAAAUAAGACUGCACAAUGUGUUAAAAAUGCAACGUUAAAUCCCGCGUUCGACGACGUCACGCUGGGGGUGUCCUGCAUGUACGCCUACGCCAAUUUUAGCAUCACAUCGCCCAGAACGUUGACGGCAUGAGCUGCGAAAUACCGCGAUGAAAGAAACAAAAAAAAAAAAACUCACGUAGACUCGACCAAGUUUAACACAAGGCUAAAGGACCAGCAAACAAAAGGGAACUGAUUUGUUUUAUUUAUUUCGUCACAAAAUUUUUCAGAUUUCGACUGUCAUAGGAAAACGAUUCUGCUUCAACCUCUCAGACUGAAAACCGUAUCAUUCUUGCUAUUUUGUACUUUAAUUUAAUAGAAUCGUGUAACAUUUUAACCUUAUUUAUUUGCUUUAUUUUUAAAAAUUGCCAACAAUUGCUAUAAUCCUUCAAAGCAAAAAUCUAAUACUUUGUUUUUCGUUUCUUCUUUGAUUAAUUUAACUUAAUACUAUAGGGUAACGCGGGCUAAAAUAUAAUUAAACUGUUUAAUUUAUUCGCGUUAGGACUAAAACAAAACCAGUACGAUAAUUAGAGCUUAACCACACUUGAUUAUAAUUACACUGUCAGGAAUCAAAUGAGCAAAUCUGCGAUAAAGGAGCGUGAAAAUAUACUUGAAAAGCUUUGCGAAAUGUCUGUUUUGAAACUGAUUAUAGACGACUUGAAAUACUGUACGUUUCAGAGGUGGGAAGAAAAUAAUCUGGUAUUUAAGGAUAGAUAUGAAAAAAAUAAAAAGUAAAUUAAAAAGUGAUACCUGAAGGUGCUGUGAAAGAAACUCAAACGCUCAAAUAAUUUCACAUUGUCAACUUAAAGCUUUUGUCAUCUUUUACUCAAGUAAUAGUACUGGUGCUUUAAUAAAAAAUACUCGAGUAGGAGUAAAAAUACGCUGCUAGAAAAGUUCUCUGAAAAGCACAGUUGCUUUAAAAAGUUACUCAAGUAAACGUAACCGAGUACUACCCACCUCUGGUACUGAAAGUUUAAAAGGUGCACGGUGUAACUUUUUUGUUAAGGGAACUGCUUGUUUCUAUGGAGAUGUCAUUGCUUUGUCUGGAAUGUUCCACAGUAUGCAGUAUUGGGAGUAACGUGUUAUAAAAGUAACAAAUUACUGUAAUGUGUUGCUUUUUGCUGUAACGCACUAAUGUUUGGCAUUAUAGGGAAAAAAAAAACCUUUUUUAACCUGGACUGAAGUGGUGGGUUUUUCUUCAUACAAAUUCGCUAAAAUUAUCGCGAUAUCAGCAGCGUUGAAACACCAGAGAUGCGCCCGUGUAGACCGUCAGGUGACCGUGGGCGAAAAGGACCGGCACAGAACUCCACACUCCACGGAGCUAAAUGCAGCUGACUCCUGAUCGCGCCUUGGAGACACCCUGUUCCAUGGGCUCGGGGUUCUCUCAGAGGCGGUCCUAGAUUCCAAGUUCUAGUCCAAGAUUAGUCCUGGGUUGGUCCUGGUGUAGUCCUGGUUUAGACCUGGUUUAGACCUGGUUUAGACUUGGUUUAGUCCUUGUUUAGACUUGGUUUAGUCCUUGUUUAGACUUGGUUUAGACCUGGGUGAGUUCUGGUUUAGGCCUGGUUCAGUCCUGAUUCAGCUUUGGUUUAGACCUAGUUUAGUCCUGGUUUAGUCCUUGGUUCUGUCCUAGUUUAGUCCUAGUUCAAUCCGGGUUUAUUCCUGGUUUAUUCCUGGUUCAGUUCUGGUUUAGUCCUGGUUCAGUCCAUAUACGGCGCAAAAGUUCAGCAUCUUCACAGUUAUUUUGAUGAGAGUAACUUAGUAAAGUAAUACAAUAGUGUAAUGCCUUACAUUUUAAAUAAAUAAUACAUUUAAAAUUUUAAAUGUAACAAAUUACUUUGAAAUGACAUUAACAAGUAAUAAAUAACGCAUUACAGUUUUAAAUGAACUCGCCCAACAGUGACAGUGUGACGUUAAACAGCUCUACCUUACAUUUAUUCAGUUACAAGUGGAUUUAUAGAUCGAAAAUACUUUAAAAAACAGGAAUUCUGACUUGACCUGUGACUUUGGUUUGGUCUCCAUGAUGAUAUAAAUGUUUAAUGCCAUACUGUGAAACAUUCCAGACAAAACAAUAACAGCUUUUGACAGACCCUCCAUUGGAAAAGUUACACAAUGCAUCUUUUAAAAGUUGAGACACUGUAAACUCUAAUAUAUUGUGCAGCCCUAUUUCCAAACCACUCUAUCUAAACGUUUGUGUCUCUUGUUUAGUGUCACUGAAUGAAAAUUUGCACUUUCCUCUGUCUCCAGCGGCUUUUAGGGCUUUCGUGAAGACAGAAUUUUAGUCGAGGAACGUUUGAAUAUAUAUAUAUUUUUUUUGUUGUAAAACCCAGUCUGUAAAUCUGCCUAGGAUCAGCAAGCAGUUUCUUUUAACAUAUAUAUGACUGAUGCAAUACACUUCUUCUGCUGCUGCUGCUGCAAGAAAAAAUGUGUGUGUAUGGAAGAUAAUUUGUUCCAUUUGAUUUUGAGUUUUAAAUACAGCUGAAUGUCUGAAUUUGGAUUUUUUAACUCUGAAAAAAGACGUUUGAAUUAUUUUUUAUUUUGAGUUUGAGUUGCUUUCCAAUAUUUUUCAAAUUCAGAAUAAAAAAUUCGUCACCUUUUAAAUAUUCAGGACAUAUGUUCACAUACAAAAGUCAAAAUUCGGAGUCUAAAAUUCGCAGGGAAAGAUUUUACAACAAAGAUCUAAGAUGGUAAGGCAGAAGUAAUCGAUCAUGUGUAAGUGAGGAGGAUAAAGGCGGCUGUUUCCUAUUGGUUGUUCUCAUUUGUGGGCGGGGUUUACACUUAAGAAAUAAAAAAAGAUUAGUUUUUUUUUGAUGAGGCUAAUUCUGACCAAUCAGAUCGCUUCACCGCACCAUUUCCCGUUUGUUACUAAGUUAGAUCGGAUCACUUUGGAUCGAUUGCUUCUCCCUGGGCAUCUUGAAUCUUUCCUGCGAAUUUUACACUCUGAAUUUUGACUUUUCAAAUUGAGGGCUUGAAAAUAUUUGUGCUGAAUAUUCAAAAAGUUAUGUUCACAAACAAUUUCAUUUACAGACUCUAUUCACGAUUAACGUCACAAUCAAAUAGGAAGACGUUUGGAAACAUGCGAUGAGAACUUUCGGCGGGCUCUCUUUAAGGCAGUAAGUCUGACGAAAUCUAGGAAAAAUGAGAAAAUGGACCAGUUUCAGCUCUUUAACAAUUUUAACCACACCUCAGUUUUCAUAAUUCUCCCACUGACGCACAACUCCGAGCACAAAUAGAAGAGACAAGGGCGCCAAAUUCAAGAUGGUUCCAAACAGCACAUACAUAUGCAGUCUUCAUUUUACCGUUGAUCACUUUUACUUCAGUGGGUUUUAUCAGUCGGUCGGUGAUCUCAGUGUCGGGAACUACACCGGAAGUCGUCAUCGCAUGUUUCCAAACGUUUUCCCGGUUUGUGACGUAAGCGUGAGUAGAGCCUCUUGAGAUUAAAAUAAGAUAAUAAGAUAAUCUCCUCCCAAUUGAGAAUUUGGUCCGUGUACCAUUCGUUCUUUUGAGUUUCAAUUAAGAAUGAAAAACAAUAAAAUGAUAAAACAGUUUAUUUCAUUAUUCUGUUUCGGUGUCAGACAGAAAACAGAUUUCGACCUCUAUUUCCAAUAUUUAAUUUAAUGUUUAUUUCAAGUAACACCAAUCAGUGCCUAUUUUAAUUCUGAUAUUUUGUUCUCUCUGGUUUAUUUGCACAGGAAGUUCUGCUGCUGAAGGACUUACCUGAAAAAUCUUUUCAAUUUAGAGACGCGUUUACUUUCGCGUCUCAAAAAGUAAUUGUUGAACUCCAUGACGACAAACAAGAAGCACCGAUAAACUCCUUUGUUCAGUUGACAUCACAGAACUAUAAUAAAAAUAGUUUUUAUUACAGAUCCAUGGCUGAGCAGCAGAACUUUGAUCGCAAAUAAAUCAGAGAGGUUAAAAUAUCAAAAUUAAAAUAGGCACUGAGACUUUAAACUUUAAAUUAAAUAUUGGAAAUAAUCAAAAUCUGUUUCUUGUUUGAUACAAAAAUGGAAUAAUGAAAUAACAAACUCUUUUUCCAUUUUACUAUAUUUCGUUCUUAAUUGAAAUUCAAAAGAACGAAUGGUACAUGGACCAAAUUUAACACGAAGACAAGACGACAGAGCAACAUAAGAACCAUAAAAAAUACAAACAUCCACCAAAACAAAAAUAAAAAUAAACCAAAUAUGACCACAAGAGUAAAAAAAAAUCCAAAGUGAGAUAUUCAGCAGCAUUUAAAAUUCAAAAUCUGAUGAAACAAAUCACCUUCCAUAUCGUGUGUGAGGUUUUCACCGAGAAAACUAAUAUUUAACUUUUUAACAUUGUAUUUUAUUUUUGCUCGUACACAUAUGGAUAUAUAUAUUGGAUAAUACAUGUAGGCACUGCUGUUUGGAGUAGCUGUCUGUCUUAACGCGCCGAGAUUAGAUGUUAAAGAAAUAUCUCCCACUGAAUAAAUUAUUCAAGUGCA